UUCAUUCUUUAUUUUCUGUAGGCUGUUGAUGGAGAGGAUUUCGAAUGACAGCCGGGACAGUGGUCAUCACAGGCGGUAUUUUAGCUACAGUUAUCUUACUGUGCAUCAUCGCAGUACUGUGUUACUGUAGGCUGCAGGUAAGCCCGUCCUAUGACCCUCUGUUCCUCUCUUCAUUGUGGUCAGACCCUGUACUGUCACUGAACUGUCACUGUCACAGUAAACAUCAAGCCCAUCUAUACCUCUGACUGAGACCUCUGACUGGGUGCUUAAUAAUCUGUGGCUUGUAUCUUGAAAAAACAAAAAGGCAUGGCACACCAUGUAAUUAAAUCUAAAUUGAAAAGCCUUUAUUUAGUUUCCUUACUGACGCACUUCAGCAAACAUGUCUUCAUCAAGGUGUGCCCCUCUGGACUGUUCCUCUCUUCAUUGAGGUCAGGCUAUGUGGUACAGGGAGAUCCAUGUCACAAUCACCACACACUUCGUAAGCAGUUAGACAUCACAACAUCACACACCCUGUGUGUAUUCAAGCUGCACAUACUGACUUGGAUAUGUUCCCCCUCGCACAGCUUGCUGAUAAGUGUUUCUCAGAGCAUUCAGAACUCUCUCACGAGACUAGAUGUUUUGGUCCAGUUGGGUUCUUUGGUUCUGGAAUAUCUGAUGUUUUGCGAUCAUCAAAUCUUCAGUGUGUAGAUAGAACUGGGUAGGGGAGAGUGGGGUAACUUGAGACUAGUUGUACACUGUAGUAUACAAAGGCUGUGUGUAGGGGAGAGUGGGGUAAGUUGGACCGCUUUUUACAUUAUAAGGUAGAAAGACUUAGUGUGUUUAACUGGGUAGUGGAGAAUGUUUGGAACCUUAUUUAAAUGAUAGUGUAAAACCUGGUAGGGGAGAGUGGGGUGAGUUGAGACCUUUCUUCCAUUACACUGUAUUACCAUAAGACUGUAAGUGGGUCAGAAAGAGAUGACAUUCAAUUAAUUAACCAUCCAUUCUUAUUCGAUUCAGCUAAAAGAUAGACAUUCAGCUCCUUUUCUCAGAGUCACGUUAGAGUAAUUGUAUAAAUAUCUGGUUAAUCUCCCAUCUCUCUCUCAUGCAUGCUCACUCUCUUUUCCAGACUUCCUCUCAGUGUAAUGUUGUGUAAUAGCUUGAUGUAAUGUUUGGUAACAGGUUACCAAACUUCAAUGUGUGCCACAUGAGACAGUUUUAAUUAAAGACAGCAUAGAUUUAGAACAGGCCUGCCAUGUCGUUCAAGUAAUGGAGCUGUGCAUUUUAAUGGACUGAUAAUUGCUCUUUGUGUCAUCUUCUGAAUGUUUUGUUGUCAGCUGUACAUUAAAUACCAAUGAUUGUUUCUCUUCAUGUUGGUAAUGGACUUUCCAAAAUAGACUUUUAAGUCUUAACAAAGUAUUUGACACUCUUGUUUGACCCAGGUCGGUCACAGAUCAAAUGGACCUAAAACAUUUUUUAUUCUGAGUGACAGACAUGCUGUGAUUAUUAAUGAUGUCCUUGUCCCCCCAGUCUCUCCUCUUUCCCUCUCUCCGACAGUAUUAUUGCUGUACGAAGGAGAACAUUUCUUAUUCUCAAGGAUAUGCAGUGAUUAUUAAACCUCUUCUUGUUUCUUGUCUCCCUGACAGUAUUAUUGCUGUAAGAAAGAGGAGUCAGAGUCGGAGGAGGAGGAGGAGCCCGACUUUGCGGUGACGUCCCGCCUCCCGCCUGUCCACUCCAAUCAUAACAUCGUGGCGGCGUCGGCCGCCGCCUCCAACCCCAACGGCCCCACCCUCUUCACGCCGCCAUUGGCGCGUAAACUGACGCGCUCGCAGACGUUCUGCCCGUCGUGCACGCACCAUGAGCUGCCCUUUCUACCUGCAGCACCCGGAUGGACUGCGGAACGGCGGCGACCGCAUCAGCUACCGCAGUGUCCAGCAACACGACCUGGACCUGCCCUUAGAAAUGCCCAGCUACCACAAACUCAACCUGACCCGGUCGGUCACCAUGAAGGACAUGUUCAACCGCAGCUGCAGCAUCAGCACUGACGUCUAGUGGCAUUAGCGCCACCCGGUGGCAUGGAGGACUCAUGGAAACAGAUGGAUAAUACAAUGGGGACGGAUAGUGGGACUGUGACUCGACAACUAAUACUCCCAUGUACCUCAGUUUUACACUCAGAUAUAACCACACAUUAACUAGUGAAAAGAUACAUCUGCCAGUUUGGAUGUUGACCCUGAAAUAGCAUAGAGUUUCUGGACUCAUACUGUUGGAUUACCCUAAACCUAAACCACACUCUGGUUUAAAUCCAACAAAUCAACUGUACCUUUGAAUAACAAAUAACAGACUUUGCAAAGAUGCUGCUAAAGAAACCAAGAAACCAUGGCGAUAAGGAUAAGGAGGAGGGUAAUGGAGGCUCCUCCCACUACUGCAUCUCUCCACCAAUCCCCAGCCUGAUCACCAGAAAGGGGGCGGAGCAGAUCAUAUCACAAGUUAUGGAUUAUCCAUCCAUCGCAUCAUGGUUCGGAAAUGGAGUAGUGACGGAAGAGAGGGGGAACAACAUGUUAUAGGCCAUAAAAACAGGAGAUAAAGGGCUUGUGGGUGGUGGAGUCCUCUGCUCUGUUUUCUACAUGCAGUUUAUUUU
Molecule: messenger RNA, 2614 nt
Organism: Coregonus sp. 'balchen'
Lineage: Eukaryota; Metazoa; Chordata; Actinopteri; Salmoniformes; Salmonidae
Source: the annotation of a GenBank genome assembly